AUGUCGGAGGGGACGGCCAGCUGCGUGGACAUCCUGAUCGCCAUCAUCCUUCCCCCGCUGGGGGUGUUCCUCAAGUUCGGGUGCAGGCACGAGUUCUGGCUCUGCCUCCUCCUCACCUUCCUCGGCUACCUCCCCGGCAUCAUCUACGCCGUCUACGCCAUCACCAAGUAG
Molecule: messenger RNA, 171 nt
Organism: Miscanthus lutarioriparius
Lineage: Eukaryota; Viridiplantae; Streptophyta; Magnoliopsida; Poales; Poaceae
Source: the annotation of a GenBank genome assembly